AUGGCGAAGAACAAGACCGAUAGACACAAGCAAAUUACACAAACACAAUCGAGCCAGCUCUGUGUGUUUCUUUUGGUGCUCCAAGGCCUGUUGUGCUGUGGCUUGUCAUUAUCUCCCACCGGUAGAAACCAGUUCAAGGCUCACAGCGACAAUGACAAUGACAACGACUUGGAGAGCCACUUAACAAAAAAGGGAGUUGCCAAACAAACAAGUGACAGUCCUCAGAGUGGUUUUCUGCGACUAGAGCCAAUAGCUCGAAAAGCACAAACCUACCCCAUGGAUGAUGGCAAGACAGCCCACGGCCAAAAAUAUCCCACCCAGCCACGCAAAUUAUUAGCAGGCAGCACUGGGCUAAGAGGUUUCUACAAGCAGAGAAAUCUGGUGGGGUAUUUCUUUGGACCAAAACCAACCGAUCCCCCUACUGCUGCACCUUCUACCUCGGAACCAACGGCAAGCCCCAUUCUCGUACAGUCAUUGGCGGAGCCUUCUCCACCGUCACCGGCGAUUAUCUCAACUACUACAAGUGCCACUUCUUCACAUUCCUCAAAGUCAUCUUCUGCACAUGUACAUGCACCGACAUCGUCAUCUUCGCAUUCAUCGCAUCCUCACUCAACUCUGCGACCUGCACCCAACAACCUAGGUUUCAAUGUGCACCAGGAACCUGCCAAAGGAUCCCCAAAUAUUUCGAAAUCCAACUCCAAAAAUAGUCAUGUCGUUCAGCAUCAGCAUCAACAACCUCCACAAACGCAAGAUCCAUGGAACGAUGCCGAACUGGCUACGGAGGAACCUUCUGAUGGAGAUUGGGACGAUGAUGCCAUGACCCAAAACAUGCAAGGACAGUCAUCAUUCAAUUCACCUGAAACUGGAGUACCCACGGCAGAAAACUUUGAUCCCGAGGAAGAAGAUUGGUCAUUGCCAAAAACUAACGAAUACAUGUUUGCGACGUCACCAUCCACCCAAAACUACCCAGCCGCUGCACCUGCUCAAUUCCAUGUCCCCACAAUUGCACAGAAAUAUGCACCUGUUGCACAAGGAGAGCCCACUGUGGAACAAUACACACAAGAAAACUUUUCGGGAAUGUCCGAAUUCACGCACCCAUCAGCAAGUGUCCCAGCGGUUGUAAAGGGGCCAACAGCCGACUACGGGUUUUCCCCUGGAUCAGAAGAGGAGGAGGAGGAAGCAGAAGAAGAAUAUAGCUAUGAACAACCUGCCCGUGAACCUUCCGGUGAACACACAGGACAAACAAUGCCAGCAUCGAUGCCAACAGAGCAAACCGUUGCCGCUCCCUCAGCAGCUGUAUAUCCGACCGUCGAAUCACUUCCAUUUGAAGAGGAAGAAUCAUUCACAGAAACACCCGAAGAUGAGAAAACGCAUGAAACAACAGUCCCUGAACCAGAAUAUAACGACGAGUCGGAACUACACACGACAAAAGAGCUGCCCGAGCCGCAGGAUUCAACCCAAGAAUUACCCCCGAUCGAAGAGGAGCAGUCAUUGCCGGCAGAGACCGUUGUCCCUCAACAACAAAAUUCCGUGGAAUCUACGAAUGCUCCAGUUGCGGCAAACAUACCUGAACCUACUGAACCUUCAGUCGCCAGUUCCCAUCAACAGAAUGCUGCCAAUAAAGCCCAGCCCGAUGCCAACGACAAUAGCACAUCAAGUGAUGAAGAGGAAGAAUACGAAGAGCUAGAGGAAGAGCUGGCUCAGGAAGAACGGGAAGUUCGUCGCAUCGGUGGUUUUGGCGUCUUUUUGGCUCUCGUUGCAAUGGUCUUCACAGCCCACCAAAUGAGUGAGAACCCGGAUGGCAUAUAUGCAAGGUGGGCAAACUGUGAUUCAAUAAUACAUGUCGAAAGUGGUGAUUCGUUGAUCGAGGACUUGUCUCACGAAACUUUUUUACGUCUGGCUCGUUUUUCGAAAACAGUUGCUGUCGAUUGA
Molecule: messenger RNA, 1932 nt
Organism: Seminavis robusta
Lineage: Eukaryota; Bacillariophyta; Bacillariophyceae; Naviculales; Naviculaceae
Source: the annotation of a GenBank genome assembly